CAUCGCCUCAUGUGUUCAAGGACCUCAAGAUGGCCAUGCUGGCAGAACCUCGCAGAAAGCAGAAAUGGUCUGUGGAUCCCAGGAACAGCGCCUGGAGUAAGGAUGACUCCAAAUUCGGCCAGAAGAUGCUGGAGCGAAUGGGCUGGUCCAAAGGCAAGGGACUGGGAAAAACCGAGCAGGGAUCCACCGAACACAUCAAGGUGAAAGUAAAAAACAACAGCCUUGGUCUGGGCACCAGCACCAGUAAUGAGGAUAAUUGGAUUGCACAUCAGGACGAUUUCAAUCAGCUUCUGGCAGAUCUCAACAACUGUCAUGGCCAGGACACCAAAGCAGAACCUGCACAGGAGGAGAAACAGAAACAGGAGAACUUCAGCCUGGAGCAGAAGUCCAAGUCGUCCAGGAAGAGGGUCCACUACAUGAAGUUCACUAAAGGAAAAGACCUAUCGAGUCGCAGUGAAACUGACCUGGCAUGCAUCUUUGGGAAGAGGUCAAAGCCAUCAAGAGACCAAGAUGAGGACAGCAGUGGUCAAGACUCACAGGAGGAGGUGGAGAAGGAGAUCAAGGCAGAGGAAGUGGAGGUGGCGGUGACCGAUAGCAAACCGGAGGAGCCGGAGUCCAACACGGUCACCAGCACGAUGACCAUGCAGGAGUACUUUGCCCAACGCAUGGCUCAGCUGAAGGCUCGCACGGGAGCGGCGGCGGCGGCGGUCCAGUCCCCCGCUCCGAGUCUGACCAACGGCCUCGGCACGCCCACACCCUCUGCCUCCGAGACCCCGGUGGACAGCCCCGACGUCAGCGACACGGAGCAGCAGACGACGACGAAGAAGAAGAAGAAGAAGAAGAAAAGGAGGGAGAACGAUGAGCAGAGCGGAGUCGGAACGGUAGACGCCGCGGAGAGCGUCCCGGAGGCGGCCGUCGUCGCCGUCGCCGUCGCUUCUGAGGAGACGACGGCGGAGCAAGACCAGUCGUCUUCCUCCGAGAGGAAAAAGAAGAAGAAGAAGAAGAAGAAGUCGUCGCGGAAGACUGAAGAGGAGGAGACGGUCGUUGAGGAGUGUGCCACACCUACGCCUGUGCAGGAGGACGCUGAGGUGAACGAGAACAUCUCCACAGAGGAGGAGAAGAAGAAGAAGAAGAAGAAAAGGAGAAACCAGGAGCAGGAAGUGGAGCCAGAGGUUGUAGAGGCAGACCAGGGGAACAGUCAGGACAGUGGAGAGAUCAAAGCAGGGGAGACAGACGGUAAAACUAAGAAAAAGAAAAGGAAAAGAGAGGAGCAGGAGGAGCAGCAAGAGGAGGAAGUGCUCGUAGUGGAACAGAAAAAGUCUAAAAAGGACAAAAAAAAGAGAAAGAAAGAUCUUGACUAGGGAUGCUGUUCUGUCUUUCCUAACGUUCAAGUAAAUGUGGUUUCUACUCGACCUCAUUUCAGAACGCCUUGAAAAGAACCUUGAGGCCUUCAGAAAGGGUUGCUAUGAAUUCAUGAAUGACCAGGAUGGACCUCUUAACUGUUCUGAGUGAGGACAUUUAGAUGAAUUUGACUGUAUAAUUGCCCCAGUUGUAUAAUUCUCCAGGUUUUUUAAAAAUCUUUAAUCCAUUGUAUUUCUCCCUUCGGAAUGCCACUGCUUUAUUUAUAACCUGGUUGUGACUCAUAACUAUACAAAAAAGACCGGACAGGAUUUCACCAUCAUUUAUACCGGUACCUCUUAAUCUGUCUUUUUGUCUGACAGCUGUAAUUAUUACAGCUGUCUUUGUAAAUUGCUCCAAUUUGGAGACCAACUCUCCUUUGAAAUCUUGGCUAUUAAUGCCCCAUCCACUUCAACCUGAUGACUACCAUGUAGCCUGCAUGGUGAUCUGUUGAACUUGACUUAAUAAAGAUUUCAGUGGCC
Sardina pilchardus (European sardine) is the source of this 1880-nucleotide messenger RNA. It is a transcript of the gene pinx1, whose product is annotated as PIN2 (TERF1) interacting telomerase inhibitor 1. The coding region runs from base 30 to 1361 and encodes 443 amino acids. Gene Ontology annotation, cellular component: nucleolus. The transcript has 7 exons. The record is from RefSeq and is a predicted model, not a curated record. Gene Ontology annotation, molecular function: nucleic acid binding; telomerase inhibitor activity. NCBI's taxonomy places the organism in Eukaryota, Metazoa, Chordata, Actinopteri, Clupeiformes, Clupeidae.